Anolis carolinensis (green anole) is the source of this 5924-nucleotide messenger RNA. It is a transcript of the gene ccdc92b, whose product is annotated as coiled-coil domain containing 92B. NCBI's taxonomy places the organism in Eukaryota, Metazoa, Chordata, Lepidosauria, Squamata, Anolidae. The record is from RefSeq and is a predicted model, not a curated record. The coding region runs from base 198 to 1112 and encodes 304 amino acids. The transcript has 4 exons.
CCCUCCCUCCUCCUUUCUGCGGCGGAGCUUCUCAGUUCCGGUCACGUUGCGCUCUGUUUACGCCUCGGAGCUAAGAGAGGAUGGGGCCUAGGGGCCACCGAGGCUGAGAGCCCGCUUUUCUAAGAAGCCCAGGACCCCCAAGAGCCUUCCUGCCGCCUCUUCCAUUGCCAAAGGCUCGGGCCGUUAAAUGCGUCGCAAUGGAGACGCUGUCCCUGGAGCACCAGAUCCAGAGCGUGCAGCGGCACAUUGCUUUCCUCAAGAAGGAACAGAUGGAGCUGCUCCACGACUUGCACCUGGAGAUCCUGCACUUGCAAAAACACUGCACAGAGCUGACCCACGAUCUUGAGAUGAAGGAACUGGAAGCCAACCAGCAAGACAUGAUUGAUGAAGAGCUCGAGGAGAAGUGCAAGAUAAUGGAGGCCUGUCUGGAGGAGAAGGAGAAGGACAACAUGGAGCUGCGCAAGGAGCUGAGGCACAAGGAGAGUUUGGUGGCCGCCCUCCGGUCCAACCUGCGGAACAAAGAGCGGAAAUUCCUGGAGGAGCUGAAGAGGAGGAGCCACCGGGUGACCAUCCUCAACACGGAGCUGCAGAAGCAGACCGAGGCUGCAGCGUACCUCUCCUUCCAGCUCCACACCAACAAGCAGAAGCUCCACAGCUCCAAGCAAGGUGGGAAAACCCUCCUGGAGAAACCACCGCUGGAGAAAGCCUUCCUUCCACAGCCGUGCGGUGAGGCCAGGCCCAAAAAGCGGACUCACAAAUCCCAUCCUCGCCGGUCGGGCGGCAGCGGCGGCUUUCACAACAAAGGGGCCUUCAAGGACUCUUCGCCCCGGGACAGGCUGAGCAGCUUCGAAGAGGCUGACGCCAUGCCCGACCCGGCACUUUUUUUGUACACGCAACGGCACCACACAAAAACGGAGCACAAGGCUCCCACGCAGCUGUCCGACCAGAGUGGUGUCAAAGCGGGGCGGCCCAAACCCUCACGCCCAGCUCCCCAAGACACGUCGGAAUCUACAGGCAGGAUCAGGACUUCGGGCAAACCGAGGCCGUCUUCCAAAGGGGAACCCCGUAAACGCACCCCCUCAGGCCCGCCAACAUCCAAAGACAUGGAGUAAGGUUACGGGGCCAUGGACAGCAAGAGAGAAGAAGGAAAACACACAGCCAUGUCAAAGUGCGUCCUAUUUGAGUUACUUGAUCUUGCCAAGCAGCACCCUGCACCCAGAGUCCGUUUGUGGGGGAAACGCUCAGUCCGAAGGCCUCGCAGGGGGAAACGCUCAGUCCGAAUCCUUCCAACAUCAAAAUAACCCCCUUUGUCCACGGGGUACGGUCGGAGUCCGUUUGGGGGGGAAACGCUCAGUCCGAAGGCCUCGCAGGGGGAAACGCUCAGUCCGAAUCCUUCCAACAUCAAAAUAACCUCCUUUGUCCAGAGGGUACGGUCGGAGUCCGUUUGGGGGGGGGAAACGCUCAGUCCGAAGGCCUCGCAGGGGGAAACGCUCAGUCUGAAUCCUUCCAACAUCAAAAUAACCCCCUUGGUCCAUGGGGCACGGUCGUCGGCGACGGUGAUGUCGCUCCGAACAUCAUGAUUCAACCUGAAGUGAAUGUAUCCAGUGUGCAAUAUUCCAGCAAAGGGCCUCGCUUGGUUGAACCUCCCGUUUCUGUGCCUUGAGAUUACAACUUUAGGGAUUGUUUUUCGGGUUCCCCUCAUUUCAAAUCCUGAUGCAGGCUUCAAAACACGCGGCUCGAAAUCCCGAUUUCGGUGGCAAAACAGAUUACCUCUGGGUUUGUGAGGAUUCUGAAUGUGUACGAUAUGUCCCAUUUGCAAUUGGGUGCGAUUUAUGUUUACUGUAUAUACUCCUGUAUAACUCCCAAAAAAGUUGUUCAACAUCUCCAAGGCUCAAUGUGAAUACUGUACAUUAACACUUUUCUAAAAAGGGGACUCUUCCCUUUCUGAAUAGAGUUGCUAAAUCCAUGACUUAUAUACGAGUAUAUACGGUAAUGGUUUCCCUGCUUUUUCCACCAUCAUCUCCAGGCUAAAAUGGCCACGGACCCAUGGAUGUGAGUGUGUAGGAGGCCAAGUGUUGCAGGAUGUAUAUGUAGAGCAGGGUAUUCGAUACGACGGUCUUUUUUCCUCUUCCCUCGUAAGCGGGACAAUCAAAACAAAUUUGCAGUAGUCUAAAACCAGUGGUGGUCCUCUGCGGUGCGUAUUCGGAGAUCUAAAAUUGGAAGCUUUUAAUUUAUGAAUCAUGAUUGUGGCUCUUAUCCGACUCGGGAAACGAGACACAUUACGAUUCGGCAGUGCUUGAAUUAUAGGAGAGGCCGAGAGGUUCAAAUCCGCUUCGUUUUUGACUGGCUGUUUCCAAUUAUUAAUAUUAUUAUUAAUUGCAAACCAAACUUAAUUCCAAACGUUUGCUGGGUUUUGAAUUAUAAUAUGACCCCGGUAUUUUCAAGGAGGAUACAUUCCAAGAACUGCCAUGUAUACCUGAAACUGAGGAUAAUCGUGAGCCCUUUAUCUAUAUAUAUAAAAAUGUAAUGUGCAUUUUUCCCAUGGAGUAAACAACAAAACCACUAAACCAAAUCACACUAAAUUUGUCCACAAAAAACACAGUCAUCCAAUCUAUGUCUUUCAAACAAAAAAACAGAAAAAUAAAGUCCAUAUUACAGAGGAUGAGGAAGAGCUGGUCUUCCCCUGGCUGCCACUCAAAAAGGUAGGCUCCGCCCCCUUUAGGCUCCGCCCACUUCAUGUCAUAGCAACCCCAUCAGCCACAAUGGCGCCUGGGGGACAGGCUGGGGGGGAGAUGAUACGCAACACAGGUAUCUGAAACCAUGGAUAUCGGAUCAGGGGAUAAGAGGGCUGUACUGUUCUACUUCUGGGUCUGGUCUGAAACUGGGCCCAUAACCUGUUUCUCAUUACAAGGGCUGCAAUUUGUGAUCUAAAUUUUCCGAAGCUCCAAAAUUAUUAUGCGUUCUUUGAGUAGUCAUUUUCAACUUGCAGCGAGAGACCAGCUUUGUAGAUUUACCUCCCUCUCGCGGGGAUUCGCCUUCCUAUAAUUCAAGCAGUGAGUCCGAAUAAAAGUUCCCGAGGACCCAAAACGGUCCAAUUGCAAAAUCUUCCUUGUUUGGAGGAUUUGGAAAGGGUCACGGGAGACAAGUAAACGUGCUCUCUUCCCUGACCAGUAGUGAUGAUUAUGUAUAAUAUAUCUAUAUAUAUAUUGGCCUAUGCAUAAGAUGGGAUUAAAGGGGAGGCGGGAUAGUUCGUUCACGCAUUUGCACAGUAGUUUGUUCACCCAAGAAUCGACUUUGCGGCCAUAGAGUUCUCACCUUAGGCACAUCUAUACGGAUCACUUGUUAUAUGUAAAGUCCAGGAACCGGUUUGAGGCCUGGACGAUGUCGAUAUCGGAUCAGUGGAUAAGGGGGAGAUGUCCUGUAUGACUUCUGGGUCUGGUCUGGAACUGGGCCCAUAACCUGUUGUGGUUUGUAUGGUGAGUGCAGGUCCCAGGAUUGGGGUCGAUGUCGCCAUCGAUAGCCUUAGCUGUAGCUAGAUUGCUUUCCAUUUUGAAAAGGGGAAAACACAUGAGACUGAAUGACAAUCAAGAUGGAUUGAAGGGUUUGUUUGCCUUUUUUUUUUUUUUUUUUUGCCGGGGCGGAAGUGUACCCGGCAAGUCGGCGAGGCCAAAAAAAAUUAAUUUUUCACUUAUCUCUGUGUUCGUUUAGCAAAUUCACAAAGGAUUUUGCCUGGCAAACUAUAGAAUCGUGUGGCAGAUCUAGACCAUUCCUAGAGGGUGUAUUUGUUUUUCGUAUAUUUAUUUAUUUUUGUAUUUAUUUAUAUUUAUGUAUUUAUUUGCGGUGCGAGCCUCCUAUUCCAUGGGGAUGCGUCCCUGAGCUUCCUUUGAGACAAAAUUCUGGGUGAUUGCCUCAAAUUUAUUUAUUUACAGUAUUUAUAUUCCGCCUUUCUUUCUCACCCCGAAGGGGACUCGGGGUGGAUCACAAUGCACACACGUACGUGGCAAACAUUCAAUGCCAUUAGACAUGCAACAUAUAUAGACAGACACUUGUGACACUGAGUCCUUGAUGGAGUACUCCCUCAUUCUUCUCCAUGCUGCUGGAGGUUUUCAUGGUGUCAUAAAUUAGUUGAAUUAGCCUCCCCGUGUAAAGCAGUAUCUAAAUUUCCUACUUGUCAGAUGCAACUGUCUUUUGGGCUGCUUAGGUCAACAGCAAGCUAGGCUAUUAAGUGGUUGGGGACUCACUCCGACCCGAUCCGGAUUCGAACUCAUGACCUCUCGGUCAGUAGUGAUUUAUUGCAGCUUGCUACUAACCAGCUGCGCCACAGGAUUGACAGGGGUUAGUUAAUUAAUUAACUCCGAAACACCCUGAUUUAUUGGCGAGUCUGGACUCUCAGCAACUCCUCUCCAGUCAAACCGCUUAAGCAUCCAGCGAAAGCAGCACCAACAAACGACACCACAGUCGUAAUUCUGCUGAUCCCAGCAGUUCUAAGGCUUUAUUAUAUACAUCUAUAUACAAUUACAAAGUCCAUCGCUCUUAGGACUCAUGCUUUCACCAGCAAGGGUAAAGCAUGUCCUGUCUGCCGAGCGUCUGCAAACAACUCAAACAGGCGACUCCCACAUUCCACUUCCAAUGACGAAUGUUCCGCCCUCAGAAGGCUUGACCUAUUGGCCCUGCAGGCAGUCAAUCAAGCUGGCUUGUGAUUAACCCGUGUGCUGCUGGAAAGUUUGCUGGAAUACACAGUUGCAAAAAACCAACAGCAAACACUUGAUUCAACAUUUCACACUAACAACAAAAUACACCAACAUGGAUGACAUAGUCUUGGGACAUCAGUGGAGGACAUUUCUCACCUCCAUUUGCUGUAACGUCCCACAUGUUCGGGAGCUCAAUCCGACCCGGCCUGGCUUCGAACUCAUGACCUCUCAGUCAGUAGUAGUUUAUUGCAGCUCGCUACUAACCAGCUGCGCCACAGCCCAGCCCCCAAAGGUCAUUUACUUGGCCCACACAAGUUUUCUUUCUCCUUAAUUCCCUUCCAUUUCUUUUUUUAUCCUCUGUUUUUCCCCCCAAAGGAAAGGAGUCCUUUCCACCCUGUUCUUUCUCCCUUCCAAAGUUUGAGGACCCCCUGUCUGGACAGAACACGUUGAACGCCGUCUGCACCCACCUCUCUCAGUCCAAUACCUUUGCAACUGCUUCCGUUGUUAUUUUGCUCCAUGGGAUUCUGGGGGGGAUUCUGUUCCCACAUCCAACGCCCCACAUGCACUGUCGCAUGAGCAGAGAUCAUAACAGCGCAUGAAGCACCCCUUACGUCUCUGCACAUAAUCACUCUGAGCAAUUCCGUUCAACUCCUUGCAUCUUGGGUUUGUUUAUUUUGAUAUUUUUAUGAAAUUGUUUCUAUAGCGGAAUCAAAAAACCUACGUAUUUACACGAAGGCGUAACAUAUACCCAUGUACCCGGCGAAGAGCGGGAUAUUUUGUAACAGUGGAGGAUCGCGUUUGUAACGGGAUGGACUUCCUCGUGUAAUACUAUGUAUCAGAUUUUUACUUGUUGUCUUAGAUAAAUAGCUUAUAGUAUCUCUCUGUGUGUGUUUGUAUAUACAUAUGUAUAAACACACACCCAAAAUGUACUGAUACCAUAUUUAACAUUUAUCAGGGAGUGUACCAAAUGAAACCCGCGAUGCGCGCGCAAUCUUUCUGUCGUUCGCCUGUAGACUUUGGGGAAACGGAGGCCUCGCUAUUAGCAAUAACUCGUUGUUCUACAAUCAAACGUGUCUCGCCGUCUUCAUCGUAUCCCCGCCGUCGCUUCACCGUCCCAUGGACUUCGGGGUCUCCGAAAUAUGCCUUCCGUGGACUGUAUAGUUGGCGCAAUGUUCAUCUUCUUUGGUCACAUAUUUGCCCUGCAUUUUCCAAUGAAAACCAUUUUCCUCUCGG